AUGAUUGAGUCCCAAACUUUUGCUCAUUCGGUUUCACCCUGGCUUCUCAAGUCGCCGAGAAAGAACCAAGGUCGCAUCCUCCGCUCAAAGAAAGUAUAUGGAAAACGACUUGAUUCAGCAAAUGCGGUUUUAGAAAGAGAUCAACUACCACUUCAGAGGAGGAAUGCAAACGCCAAGAUACAAGCCGUUGAUGUGACUGAAGUGGUCGCAGCACUCCAGGAGAAACUUGCUGGAUUUACUCUUGACGAAGAUCUCUUCAUCUCAGGCGAACGAAAUAUGGACCCGGACAUAGCACGCGAGAUAGAGCGUGCACUCCUAGAAAUAAGCGGACAACCAAUACAAGCUGUAUCAAAAAGGGCGGAAACGAAAAAAUCUCAGGAGCCAGCUGCUGAAGAGCACCAAGACCCUGUGGUUAUCGAACCAGUUAAAACCAAACAAAAACGAAUAGUGUCUAAGAAGGAAGCUCCGAAAACACAGCCACCAGUGCCAACGGAGAACGCCAUAACCAAAUAUGCAACGCCAAUACUGGAGGAAGCGAUGUCAAACAAGACUGUGGAUAACUUUGACACUUGGGCUAACCGGGCAGGUGAUAUGUUUGACGUUGAGAAAAUCUCAGAGGGAUCUUACGGCGAGGUCUAUCAACUACCUGUACGAACCGACUAUACGAAACGUGAACUAUCACAAACGAAUCUCAUGACAUUGAAAGAGUACGACAAUGGAGUCUUUAAAAUUGUUCCCCUUCGCGCACAGAGCGGUGCAGGAUCCAAAAAGUUUACUUCAAUUCAAGAGGUUGUGGCUGAAGUUCAGAUGUUAAAACUACUGGAUCCGAUACCUGGAUUUGCGAGAUUUAGAGAUGUUCAUGUGCAUCGCGAUCUUCACUUGGGAAAUAUAUGUAUUAAGUCCACCCGACCCAACGAAUCUCCGGAUGAGCCCUUCAAGCUACCAGAUAAUGUUGGUCCCGGUUUUGGAUUAAGUGGCAUGGAGACAACCAUUAUUGAUUACUCACUCUCCCGAGCCAGCAUAAAUAUGCACGACACAUCCAUGGAUGAAGAUACUGUUUGGUCGGACCUGGAUAAGAAAAAGUUGUUUGAUGCCAUCGGGCAAGAUGAUGAUGAGAAACUUCUUCGAGACACUUAUCGGCUGAUGCGCAGAGAGGUCUAUCGAGAUCAAGAUCCCGGCCAUUCUCGAAGCGAACCCUGGCGUUGGAAAGAGUCUAACCCGCGGACUAACUUGAUAUGGCUUUCAUUCGUCCUCACCAUGCUGCUUAGCAAAGGUCAAACUGAUGGCAUCCUGCCGGUACCGCAAAGCCAUUUGACACCCGUUUCUCCUAGAAGUACCAAUACUGGAAACGAGAAGCAGGGUGAAAACGACGAUGACACAGACAGCCUAGACAUCCAGCUUGAGUUACUUGACCGUCUACAGACCGUUUUGGAUGUUUUGAAUCCAGAGAAGGAGGAGGAGGAUGUACUACUCUGCGCAGGCGACCUGGUUGCAUUUGGUAUCGGGUCGCAAUGGUUGGUUGAGUCAGACUUUUUGUGCUGA
This is a messenger RNA of Uncinocarpus reesii 1704, 1542 nucleotides long. RefSeq lists its product as uncharacterized. Gene Ontology annotation, molecular function: histone H3T3 kinase activity. Gene Ontology annotation, biological process: mitotic cell cycle; intracellular signal transduction. Gene Ontology annotation, cellular component: nucleus; cytoplasm. The record is from RefSeq and is a predicted model, not a curated record. NCBI's taxonomy places the organism in Eukaryota, Fungi, Ascomycota, Eurotiomycetes, Onygenales, Onygenaceae. The transcript has 3 exons. Bases 1 to 1542 code for a protein of 513 amino acids.